Molecule: messenger RNA, 808 nt
Organism: Lingula anatina
Lineage: Eukaryota; Metazoa; Brachiopoda; Lingulata; Lingulida; Lingulidae
Biological process (GO): protein monoubiquitination
Molecular function (GO): ubiquitin protein ligase activity; zinc ion binding
Source: RefSeq, a predicted model, not a curated record
UCUAACAGGAAGUUGAAAUAGUGCAGCCGACGCGAUUGUGUUUUGACGUUUUUAGUUAUCAUGUAGGUCAAUGAUCAAUAGAAUGGAGGGAGAGUUGACGUGCUCGAUAUGUUUAGAGUUAUAUACAACACCGCUGAUGUUGCCAUGUACACAUAAUUUCUGUGAACAAUGCAUUCAGGGCCUCGUACGACACGGCGGUGGAGCAAGGACUUUCGCUUGUCCCACUUGCCGUCGAGAAGUGGUGCAAGACCGUUCAUUUUUGAGUUCUCUCCCUGUAAAUCGAAGUCUUAAUCAGGUAGUCAAGGCCUUCAUUAAGGAGAAGGAAAGUAACACCCUGGCAGCCAGUAUGUGUUUCUUACACAACGAACCCAGAAAUUUGUUUUGUACGACAUGUAAAACGGACAUGUGCCAAAAAUGUCUGCAAAAGGACGAGUCCCAUCUCCGAUUCGGUCACCAUGUGGCGGCUGUUGAAGAGCUUAUCACUGAGGAGAAGAGAAAAUUAAAUCCUGUGGUUGAAGAAGCUAAGAGACUACAAGGAGACAUCCAUGAAAAACAGAGGCAAAUUAAGGCAGAAGAAGAAAGUAUUAAGGAAGAAGUCAAAAGAAAAACUGAAACAAUGCGAAGUAACUGUGAUAUCAUGAUAGCACUGCUGAACAUGAAGAAGCAGGAACUGGAGUCAUCCUUGCAAAUGGCACUGUCUGAAGACCUGGCUCCACUUCAUCAGUUUGCCAGUGAGCUAAGAAAGAAGGAACAGCAGCUGGACAUAAUGCUGAAGGAGAACAAACUGGUCCGCUCGACUGGGACAUCA